This is a messenger RNA of Talaromyces proteolyticus, 1479 nucleotides long. Its product is annotated as Alpha/Beta hydrolase protein. NCBI's taxonomy places the organism in Eukaryota, Fungi, Ascomycota, Eurotiomycetes, Eurotiales, Trichocomaceae. The record is from RefSeq and is a predicted model, not a curated record. The transcript is spliced from 2 exons. Bases 402 to 1289 code for a protein of 295 amino acids.
UGGUAUAAAGUGUCCAAAGUUGUCUCGGCCCGAAGGUGCUAUCUUCAAUUUGCCACUGUCGACGAUUCAUGGAGUGGGACUAGAUGUUAAACUCUAUAACUACCAUAGAUAUGGUAUGUCAUUCAUUUAAUUAUCCGCAGCCACUAAUGUAUAUUCAUGGUUCCAUAGAAAACUUCCAACAGUUGUGUCAUAGUCGACGGGGUUGGAAACCCGAAAUACUUUUCCUAGCGCCAACUGGUUGGAAUACAUAUGCGGGAACGCUAGCUAUAAAGCUCAACUACUACUCCAGUAUUCCAGUCGAAAAAUCAUCAGCAUCAGGAUUAUUCUUCGUUCAUUACAAUUUACCUCGCAUUUGAGCACACAGUGAAAAAAUCAACUGAUAUUCGGUUUGCAUUGUAAAGAUGUCAUCUAUACAACCCGAUCAAACAAUCACCUAUAAAAAGAUAGGGUCUCUUCAGAUCCCAAUGGAUAUCUAUUUGCCAAAAAGUGCCAAAAAUGCACCAGUUCUGCUUUGGUUUCAUGGAGGUGGACUGCUACAGGGACGUCGCGAUCUGCUUGCUCCUCAUAUGCGUAAUGGCGUACAGACCUACGGCUACGUAUGUAUCUCAGCAGACUAUCGUUUGGCUCCGCAAGCCACUGUCGAUGAGAUUUUUGAAGAUGUCAAAGAUUGUAUCAGUUUCAUAAGGGAUGAGCUUCCGACCCGUCUUGGAGAGGGUGUCAUGGACCCAACUCGCCUGGCGGUGUCUGGAAGCUCUGCAGGCGGCUUUCUAACGCUUCUUGCCGGACUUUACAUCGAGCCAAAGCCUCAAGUAAUCAUACCUAUCUACCCAAUUACCGAUCCUUUGGGUGUUUUUUUCACAAACUCACAGCCAGCGCCAAACGGACGAUACUCGGCAUCACAAGAAGAAAUGGCUGAUUAUCUCGAUAUCAAGGCGCCACCGAUGGCUAACUGCGGCAAAGUUCCAGGGGAUCCUCGAAGUCAUAUGUACGUCUACAUGCUGAGAUGCGCCAAUCUAGCCAAGCUUUGGGGUGUUCCGGAUGAUAAGAGUGCAGCCCCAUAUAGAAUAUCUCGUAGGAUUUACGAAUAUGGAUUGCCUCCGACAUAUAUUUUGCACGGAGAUGUAGACACGGCCGUGAGUGUCGAGCAGUCGGAUGAGGUGGCGGGCGCGAUGGUGGGAUUAGGCUUAACCGUCGAAUACGAACGCCCUCAUGGCGAAGACCACUUCCUGGACAAUGGAGAAGACUAUCAAAACAAUGCGCUCUACUCGUUCAUGAUGCGGCAUUUAUAGACCUUACAUAUGUACUCAGAUAGACGACUGAUAGUUUAUCUCCGAUAAUAGGACUCAUAUUAGCAUCCAGAGAAAGACAACAUUGAAGAAAUCCAUUAGCACUCACACCGAAUAGCAAAACCUCCGACUCGGGCUAAUUAGCAAAAAAAAUCAAAAUCGAACGGAUCAGAGUAACCAUGUCGAAUCGUCG